GGAACGAGCUCACUAUAGCUGCUUGGAUCGCGGGAACUUGAUCCCGGCCCAGUAACCGUUGGCGAUACGCGAUAGCCAUCAACUUUGGAACAAUAACCGAGCAGCAAGAGCCAUGAGUCGUAAGAUCUACUUUUGUGGGAGUAUCAGGGGUGGCCGCCAAGAUGUGGGACUGUACGCCAAGAUCAUCAAGACGUUGGGCAGCUAUGGCCAAGUCUUGACAGAGCAUGUUGGGGAUGAUGACUUAGACAAAAAUGAAGACUUAGAUGACAAGGGAAUUCAUGACAGGGACGUUGAGUGGCUCCAAGGAUGUGACGCCGUCGUUGCCGAAGUCACGCAGCCAUCCAUGGGCGUCGGGUACGAGCUGGGCAGGGCAAGAGCCAUGGGGAAGAAGAUUCUCUGUCUCUUCCGGCCAGACACUGGCAAAUUACUUUCCGGGUUGGUGAAUGGAGCCGACAAUGGAGAAUCAUUCGCCAUCAAGAAUUACAAAGAAGAGGAGUACCCAGGCAUACUCAAGGAGUACUUUGAUCAAUUAUCAAAAGAAAAUGUGGAUGAACCAGUUGCAGCCAAGAAAAUGAAGAUGACUGAUGAUGGAGCAGACAAGGAGUCCCAGGACACUGAAAGUAGUCCCUCUAAAGAGAGGAAGGUCUACUUCUGUGGUAGCAUCACAGGGGGUCGACAAGAUGCCAGCAUCUACAGUAAGAUCGUUGAAGAGAUAAAGACUAGCUAUGGGCAGGUGCUCACAGAGAACGUGGCUAAAGAAGAUCCUAUCAUUGCUGUCAAUGGGCAGAAAGUGUCUGACAAAGAAAUCCACGAGAUGGAUAUGAAAUGGCUUCAGUCGUCCACAGAUGUGGUUGCGGAGGUGACACAGGUGUCCACUGGUGUUGGAUACGAGAUCGGCCGGGCAGUUGGAAUGAACAAGAGAAUACUGUGUCUUUACCGGUCACGAGAUAACUCACGAAUCUCGGCCAUGAUCAGUGGGGCUCACAAUGGGACUUCGUUCAUCGUCAAGGACUACAAGGUAGAGGAGUACGUAGCCGUCCUGAAGGAAUUCUUCCAAUAAACAAUCCCAGCUCAACAGAGGCAGUAACUGUGGAGAGAUUUUGACGCAGCACAGUUUAAAACCGUAGCUAGACUGGCUUGCAUCAAAGCCACGGUACUGAUAAGUGAUUGCUCUUAACGGGUCAAUGUUUGGUGCCGAUCUACUGGGUGUAGAUUGCAUCGGUGGUGUUCAGCAACAUGUUUUGAAAUGUUGAACUAUAGUUCGGCCAGAGCCACUUUUUAUUUCGGUAUUUUCAUGCUUCAUCAGGAAUUUCCUGGGAUAAUUAUGCCUAACUGUAAGACCUCCAUGCAUCAAACUAUGUAAUUCCACCAGCUUUGAACAAAGAUGUAUUUUUAUAAACUUCUUUUGAAUUUUAAAAGUGCACCAUGCUUAUUUCGGAGCUUAACUAUGGGGAAAAGUUGGAUUAAUAUAUGAUUUUAUAUUAUGUGCUCAAGAACAGGUUGAACAUAUUGGCCAACAUAUUAUCACAAACCUAAAUUUGUUAGACAGGUGUCGUGAUAGUUAUUUUGACAGUGAGAUAUACACACUUUAUAAGAAAGUACCAGCACAGUUGUGUGUGACAUUCAGAUCGUAAUGGAGAUUUUUUUCCUACAACCAGUGAAAGACCAUUUCUUACAUAGUCCUGUUUGCUUGUGACAGACUAGAAUGUUUCUUUUCUUCUGGUUGAUGUGAUGCGAUUCAGCACUUGGACCAGUUUGCAGCCAUUCAUGUCAUGUCUCCUACGCAGGCUGCUUUCAAAUCUCCUGUGGACAGUGCAGGCUGUCGAACACCAAUACUAUUCUUGAUUUCGUUGGUGUCGGAAGUGAUUUCACUGAGCUGGCAAGCAGAGAACAUUGAAUAGUCAAUUUUGAGCCAAGUCCGAGUGAGCAGAGAACCAGCCUCAAGUAAUGUGCUUUGCAUGGCACUUCGACUGGUAACCCAUUUUUGCCAAGCAUAUCUUCUGUGCCUUGCAAGCGUCUGUGUUCAGUAGCUCUACAGGUUGUACCCAAGAUACGGCCAAACUUUGUAUAAACAGAAGCAAUGGUGGUGACUGUCUUGUGUCGCUUAAAACCACAGAGCUCAGUCACAUUGGGAUUUAAUAAAGCACUAGUGCAGCUAUCAAAUCACAUGUACCUGUUCAACAGUGUUUCAUCUCAAGAACAAAAUCUUAAAGUGGAAGAUUUUUGUCUCUAGCACCAGAUGGUGGUCUUUAUUACACAAACAGACACACUGUAAACAACCAAAAUUUGCAGAUACACAAAGGCAAGUUGAAGACAAGAACAAAUCACGUAGGAAGUGCCCGAGCAAGUUCACUUCUUGGAGCACGAUGUAUAAGAUCUGUUUUAGGAAAACCAGAUUUUUGAAGCAAAUAAUCAGCUUGGCAUAAUCUCACCCUACAUCAUAACAUGAUUAAAACUGAAACCUCCACCAAAGGGAAUUUUUUACAAAUUCAUCAAUGCACUUGAGUAACUAAACAGACUGGGACAAGAAAAAGAUAAAUCCUUGAAAGUUCACUAUCUUCACACACUCUGGUAAGAAUCGCAAAGUUCACGUUGUACUUUCGUUAUAAAUAAAAAAUCGAAAAUUACAGGAUAUUACUGGUUAAGAAGGAUAUAAACCUACUGCACUUCCGCUUGCAGGCAAUCAGUAAUCAUACAUGAACAUGAAUAAUCAUAGUUUCUUUUCAGGACAACCCAAGCUGCUGAUUUUUUUCCCCAGGGCUUUCAAAAGCCCUUUCGUAAGUCCCUUCGCAAGUCCACUAACAAACUGCAUAAAUUGUUGGCAAGUUAUGAUUGCUGGAGACCCCAACAGGUCUUUACAGUAUCACAACUGUUUUACCUUCACACUUAAACUAAUUCACAAUUUCCCUUUUUUAUGAUAGCAGGUUCCUCUGGUGCUUUAGCAUGAGAAAUUGAGGCUUCUUUGAAUAGGGCCAUACCAUCUUUUGUAAUGGGGUGGGGGUUGGAGGCAAUGCUAUUCCGAGUCACAG
Messenger RNA from Acanthaster planci (crown-of-thorns starfish), 3029 nucleotides. RefSeq lists its product as uncharacterized. Gene Ontology annotation, cellular component: nucleus. Gene Ontology annotation, biological process: deoxyribonucleoside monophosphate catabolic process. Gene Ontology annotation, molecular function: 5-hydroxymethyl-dUMP N-hydrolase activity. The record is from RefSeq and is a predicted model, not a curated record. Lineage: Eukaryota; Metazoa; Echinodermata; Asteroidea; Valvatida; Acanthasteridae.